AUGCUAUCGCUACAUAGUUCAUGGACUGGAGUGGUGUGGUCACACCAAGGAGGACUAGUACAAGCCUUACGUAGGAUUGGGAGGUGUAAUGGAUGUACGACACCAUUGGACAACUGCACACCAGAAACAUCACUGUUUAUUUUUCAAACCCCGCCUGUUGGUCGCCAACCACGAGCCCAACAAGCAUGUAGCGAGCGCAUCACUAGGAGUAUUGCUAUCAUUGCUGACCUUCAGGAGUAUCUUGAGGCACGGGAUGCUGAGUUACAGAGACACAAUCGAGACAUGCAACGGAUGCUACCGACUAUGCGAGUUGCUGGCCUCUUAUCCCUAAAAGAUGAAGAAGUGGAGAAUGAGGAGCCAUGCGAGGUGAUAUCAGAUAGCCGCUUAGUUACCCAGUAG
Molecule: messenger RNA, 399 nt
Organism: Lactuca saligna
Lineage: Eukaryota; Viridiplantae; Streptophyta; Magnoliopsida; Asterales; Asteraceae
Source: the annotation of a GenBank genome assembly